GUAAAUUCGAUAAAAAAAAAUUAGGUUUUUCAACGUUAAACCCCCUCCCUCUUCUCAGGAGGCAGGCUUGCUGUGCCCUCUCAGGAUUCUGGAAGGAAGAGUCGAAGCAAGGACCCUUGCAGUUUUAUCCACUUUCUCGAUUCGAUCAGAGAAACAUGCUGUUCUUUUCCUAUUUCAAGGACUUGGUGGGCAGGGAAGUGACAGUGGAGCUCAAGAACGAUCUGGCUAUCAGAGGAACGCUUCACUCUGUCGAUCAGUACCUCAAUAUCAAGCUCGAAAACACUCGUGUUGUCGAUCAAGACAAGUACCCUCACAUGCUCUCAGUCAGGAACUGUUUCAUAAGAGGAUCUGUUGUUAGAUAUGUUCAAUUGCCUCCAGAGGGUGUUGACAUUGAUUUGCUCCAUGAUGCAACAAGGAGAGAAGCUCGGGGUGGCUGAAAUUCAGUUGAAACUGUCUCACUUAUUUGGAUGAACAUCUGAUGUAGAUGUAGUUGUAGUUUAAACACAGCUGUUUUGACAUUCCAAAUGUUGUAUGUUUGUCCUGGCUACAAGUUCAUGAAAAUUGAAGCUCACUUCUAUUGACUGGGGCAAAUUGCUGUUGGGUUUUGUAUGACAAUUUAAUUUCUUGAGAAAAUUGUUUACCUGCUAUGUUGAAGUAAA
Messenger RNA from Hevea brasiliensis (rubber tree), 659 nucleotides. RefSeq names its product sm-like protein LSM2. The record is from RefSeq and is a predicted model, not a curated record. Gene Ontology annotation, biological process: mRNA splicing, via spliceosome. Lineage: Eukaryota; Viridiplantae; Streptophyta; Magnoliopsida; Malpighiales; Euphorbiaceae. Gene Ontology annotation, cellular component: P-body; U4/U6 x U5 tri-snRNP complex; U6 snRNP. The transcript is spliced from 3 exons. The coding region runs from base 156 to 437 and encodes 93 amino acids. Gene Ontology annotation, molecular function: RNA binding.